Messenger RNA from Pseudoliparis swirei, 3731 nucleotides. RefSeq lists its product as uncharacterized. The transcript is spliced from 3 exons. The coding region runs from base 215 to 805 and encodes 196 amino acids. NCBI's taxonomy places the organism in Eukaryota, Metazoa, Chordata, Actinopteri, Perciformes, Liparidae. The record is from RefSeq and is a predicted model, not a curated record.
CUCCCAUCGGUCCUCACAGCUCUCUGGCGGUGGUCAGUUUGUUUUUUAAUCUAUGGACGACAUCAUCGCCGCCACGUUCCAAUCAAGACGUUCAGUGAUCGGCGCUCCCCUCCUCGGAGACUCCUCCUUGUGACAUCACAGCUGCAGCGCUGCCGGUGGAGCAUCGGGCCGCCGGCAGGGCCCCUCCCCCGGCCCCUCCCCCAGCCUGGGUCGUAUGGAGGGGCCCCCGCAGACGCCGCGGCCCCCCGGGACCUGCGGCUCGCCCGGCCCUGCUGGGGCGGCGUGCUGGAGCUUAGACGCCAGGCUGGCCGCGCUGCUGGUGACGCUCGCCGCCGCCUUCAUCCUGCUGCUGCUGUACAAACUCCUACAGCUGAGACACAGGCUGCUGUUGGCCGGGGCGCGUCCCGCGCUGCAGUACUACAGCUUCUACCACUCCGCCACCUACACACUCAGACACGCCGCGUCGCGCCACGACCUGCUCGCCAAGGAAGGGGCGGAGCCUGACGCCAGCCCGCCUGAGCGGACCGCGGCCAUCGCCUCGCCGCUUCCGCCCCCUCUGCCACCCCCUGUCCCCCCUCCACCUCCGCCGCGGCUCCAGGCUCCGCCCACUCUCACCCUGACGCCUCCCGCCGCCCCGGCAUUCCCUCUCCUCCACCUGCCCGCGAUGCACGCCGCCCCGCCCAGCCCUCACCUGUCCUGGGGCGCCCGCUCGGACGCCGACGUGUACUCUCGGAUCGGAGCGUUCAGGCCCUCCAGGCUCUGCAGCCAAUCCACAGUCAUCCUGUUUGAGCACUCAUCGCUCUGACCUCUGACCUCUGACCUCUGACCUCUGGAAAGGAAAAUGCCAGAAGAUUGUGUCAAAUAACUUUCUGGAGAACUUCAGCCGGCAGUGUUUCUUUCACCAACUUCCUUCGACGAAGUCGUCGGCUCGUUAUUCUCAACGGAACAGUUUGACAUUCUAUAGGGAAAUUAGAUGAGAAGCAGUUGCCAAGCAACCGAUGGAGCGAACCAGGAAGUUACCGGAUCGGGGGUUUAAAAAAAGACGAAGAACAAUUUGCUCGGUGCAUUUAAUCAAAAUGUGAGCAAAUGUUGCAUCUUCUCAAAAAUGUUGAACUUCAGAGAAACUGAACUCUCAGAGAGGAGCCCAGAUGUCUCUGAUGCAUUAUGGGUCGGCGCAGGACAGCGUCAGAGAAAAAGUAAAGUUCAUCAGGUAUUUGGCGUCGUGGGGCAUAUUUUAGGGGGGCUUCAACAAUCCAAGAGCCCAUCGCCAGACUUAAAGAUAUAAUCCCCGGGCACUAGGACCUUGGGGAGGCUGCUCUGGCUUUGCGUUACCUGGCACUCUGCCAAGUCACGUCUCGUCUGAAGAACCCAUUGUUGACCCGGUUGAGUCAUUUCCUCAGCCGGCCCCUCCCUGUUGCCUCUGAUUCUCUCUCUGCUGCUCACUUUCCUUCACUAACGGCCUCAUAUUAUCAUUUAGAAGGUUUUUGUUCAAGCUACUGUCACAAUGUCAUGCAUGAACUUUCAAAUAAAUUGUCCGUGUCUUCAAUUCAAAAUCACAGUGCAGGGAACAUGUGAUGAGCGGAGCAGCGACGCCAUGAGUUCCUCUGGCGAGCGACGCCUUUACAGAUCGGCCGUUCUCUGGAGUAACUUCUGUCUCCCGUUGGCAUGACGACCGGAGCACCGAGGACCCGGCGACAGUUGAACGUUCUCCUGCUAUUGCAGAACGAGUUCCCAAGACCCUCGUUUCAUAACUCAACAAAAGUUUAUCAACUCGAGAGCGACAAAGUUUUAUGUGCACACAGAACCAUGAAGGAGCACCUGGAACCGUAAAUGGUUCUUCAGAGUGAUGCCAAAGAAGAACCAUCUAUGGUUCCUACAAAGAACCUUUCACACCAGGGUUCUCUAAAGAACCUAUAAAAGAUGUCUCAAAGAACCUUCAAAACAUGGUUCUUUAAAGUACCAUUUAUGGUUCCACAAAGAUUUGUUCAAACCAGGGUUCUUUAAAGAACCAUUUUCUCAAAGAGGUAUUUAAAGAACCUAUAAAGGUACCUCAAAGAACCGUAAAAACAUGGUUCUUUAAGGCACCAUUUCUGGUUCCACAAAGAACCUUUCAAACCAGGGUUCUUUAAAGAGCCAUUACCGUUAAAAGUUCUUAUAAAGGUGUCUCAAAUGAAAAAAAGUUUCUCCUGUGGGUGAUGGUUCUUCGUAGAACCACAAAGCCUUUUAAAGAACCAUUUAAGGUUAUGGUUCCGCGUGGCACUCGUCGUUCCCCGUUCGUCUCCUCUCGCGUCGCGUCUCUACGCUAAAAGCCCGUUAAUCCGAUCUGAGACUCUCUGCCUCCUAAUUGGUUGUAAACUGAGAGGAACCGACGUUCUGUAACACGACGCCGCGAUGAAACCAACACAACGGAACGUCACGCAACACGGAACGUGUUUGUGUUCCGGAUCUGGAUAUUAUGAAUUAUUUAUCCCUCUUAGGUUGCUCAUGGGCCAGUCAGAGAUUAUUUUGGUUAUUACAUCUUAAAAUGCAACUUCUAAAUAUAUAUAUAUUAGUGCUGUGAAAAAUAACACGUUAACUCAGUUAAUUAAAUUACAGGAUUAACUAGUUUUGUUUUUUUAACGCAUUUAACGCAUGCGCAGAAUGAGCUUCCAAUCCGUCUGUUGUUGGUCGACUCUAACCAGCAGCAUGUCAUUCUGUCUCUACGUGUCGCGUUAACACGACUCCGAUCUCCGUCUCGCGCGCCGCAGAGCUCGGAUGCCGGCGUGUGCGCGCACAUCGGGACGAAAAAAAGUCACUUGCACCCCCCCCCCUGUCAACAACUCUUCUCUCGGCUCGCGCGGCAGAGCUCCGAUGCUGGCGCGCGCACUGGUGAGCAAGUUAUGUGCCCCCCUGUGUAUAAAUGCAGGGCUCUCAAGUGUCUGCGCGCAUCGGGACGGAGCAAAGAAAAGUCACUUGCACCCCCCCCCCUCAACAACUCUUCUCGGAGCUCUUGCCUGUCUUGAGAGCCCUGUAAAUGUAUAUAUGUGAUUAAUCAUGAUUAAUCCACAGAAACCUGUGAUUAACCUGAUUACAUUUUUUUUAUCGUUUCACAGCCCUAAAAUAAAUAUAUAUAUAUAUAUAUAUAUAUAUAUAUAUAUAUAUAUAUAUAUACUUAACUUAACUAUAUUAACUUAAAGCGCCUCUUAGAACUGGUUUUGUAACUCGCCCACUCGUUCACAUCUUGCCGUUUGUCCACCAGAGGGCGCUGUUCAGUCUGAGACAUAAACUCAUGUUUACAAUGUUUACUGAUACAGUUACACACACAAACGUAUUUUCUGAUCCUUAUUCCACACACACACACACACACACACAUAAAUACAAAAACACAAACACACAGACACACUCACACACAGACACACACACACACACACUCACACACUCACACACACAAAUAAACACAUAAACACAAACACAUAAACACAAACACACAGACACACACUCACACAAACACAUAAACACAAACACACAGAGACACAGACACACACACACAUACACACAGAGACACACACACACACUCACACAAACACAUAAACACAAACACACACAGACACACUCACACACACACACACAUAUUCCGUGUACCUGUUGUCAUAAUGAAUCAGAAUGACGUUUCUUUAGUUCUUAACAUUUGUCCCAUUACAGUUUUUCUAUUUCAUAUAAAUAAAUAAUAAAUGAAAUGGAGAAAAAAUUAA